AUGGGUUCCAUGCGACAUGCCCUGGUACGAGCUGUACUAGGUACAAUCCUAGCUCUCGACCCGGUUCUAGCAACACCUAGUAUAUCUCAGCUCUUCGGACGAGCCGCCUCGACGACCUCCACCGCCGCCGACGCGGUGACCACCUGCAACGGACGGACGGAGUAUUGCACGCGCUCCUAUUCAAAUAUUACAUUCAUGGGCUCGCACGACUCCGCCUUUGUUGGAGAGCUACCGCAGCAGAACCAGAAUAUCAACAUCACCGCACAGCUGGACAUGGGGAUUCGGUUCUUACAGGCGCAAACACACAAGUCUCUACUUGAUGAUAGCGUGUUGGAGCUGUGUCAUACCUCGUGCUUACUCGAGGAUGCAGGAACGCUCGAGGCAUACCUGGUUGUUAUCAAGAACUGGCUAGAUGAGAACCCAGAUGAAGUUGUGACUGUUCUUUUGACGAAUGGGGAUUCGGUGGGAAUCUCUACAUUUGGAAGUACAUUCUCCAGCUCGGGCAUCGAUAGCUAUACGUAUGUGCCUCCUUCUGAGCCUUUGGCUAUUGGGGACUGGCCUACUCUUGGUGAUUUGAUUAGUAGUGGGAAGAGGCUUGUCGCGUUCUUGGACUACGGCGCUGAUACCAGUACGGUUGACUAUAUCCUCGAUGAAUUCGCCUAUUACUUCGAGACGCCAUACGACGUGACCGACAAGACCUUUUCGAACUGUAGUAUCGAUCGUCCCGCAGGUGCCUCUGCCUCGGGUCGUAUGUACCUCGUCAAUCAUUAUCUUGACCUUGAUAUUCUAGGUAUUGAUAUCCCUGACCGUGGUGCAGCAGGGACUACGAAUGCUGCCACAGGCGAAGGAAGCUUGGGCGCGCAGGCUACAGAGUGUGAAGGCAUAUAUGACCGUGCGCCGAAUGUCAUGCUGGCCGAUUUCGUUGACAAGGGUGCUGUCAUUGACGCGCAGAACCAGAUCAAUGGGUUUAGUUCGUAA
Messenger RNA from Penicillium malachiteum, 978 nucleotides. RefSeq lists its product as uncharacterized. Lineage: Eukaryota; Fungi; Ascomycota; Eurotiomycetes; Eurotiales; Aspergillaceae. Bases 1 to 978 code for a protein of 325 amino acids. The record is from RefSeq and is a predicted model, not a curated record. Gene Ontology annotation, molecular function: phosphoric diester hydrolase activity. Gene Ontology annotation, biological process: lipid metabolic process. The transcript is spliced from 2 exons.